Messenger RNA from Cottoperca gobio, 2999 nucleotides. Its product is annotated as sushi domain-containing protein 2-like. Lineage: Eukaryota; Metazoa; Chordata; Actinopteri; Perciformes; Bovichtidae. The record is from RefSeq and is a predicted model, not a curated record.
AUGGAAAGAUUCACAGCAGUAAUAUUACUCCUUCUGGUUUCAUGUAUCUGCAGGACUUUAGGACAGACAUGUGAAGGAAACUGUGGGGGGAAACUUGACACAUGUUCAUGCCACUCGACUUGCACGUCUCUGGAGAACUGUUGCACGGACUUUAAAGAAUACUGUGUGGAAGUCCGUCCAUAUUCAGGGUCCAUUUUGGGCGGGACAGAUUUCAUUGUCCUUAAUGCGACUUUCAACGAGAGCUCCGAUAUCAUAUGCAGGUUCAACGACAAUAUCGAAACGGUGGGGUAUGUGGACGAGCACAGUAGAGGCCAUUGCAUCUCUCCACUGCUGUACGAAACAGGAUGGGUUCCUUUGCACAUCUCCUCUGAUAAUGGCACUACAUUCAGUAGAGUUGGAGCCUGGCUCUCAGUACAUACUGGCAAGUUAGACGCUCAGUUUAAGGCGACUCUGGUCAACUCAACAAAAUGGCAGUACUACGGUACACCUAAUGUUGGCGGCGCUCUCGAGAUGAUGUGGAACACCUCUUUGGUCAGAGCUGAGAGGGUCAACAUAGAGCUCUGGGGAUACAGGGAGACAGGAGAACCGUAUACGGACAACUGGAAGGGCGAGUGGUUGUAUCUGUACUCACUUGCAAAGGAUCAGACCAACAGUGGUUCCUUUAGCUUUUUGCCCAAACCAGCAGAGAACGGGUUUUCAAGUUGGGAGCUUGGCUCUCUGCGUAUCAGCCCAAGCAUCUACCCUGAUGGCAUGUGGAAUGUACAAUCCGUGUGGACUGAGGAUCAUGCUCUGGCCUGGCAGCUGGAGGAGAAGUUCAGGCAGAACUCAACCAUUUGGGCCCUUGAGAAAUGUUUAGCAUGGGACCAGCUGGAAAACAAGCUGCCCAACUUCCUCAGUGAGAUCACAGACUGCCCCUGCACUCUGGCUCAAGCGAGAGCAGACACGGGGAGGUUUCAUACUGACUAUGGCUGUGACAUAGAGAAGGAGAGCGUGUGCACCUACCACCCUGGGAGUGUUCACUGUGUGAGAGCUAUACAAGCCAGUCCCAAGUAUGCAGCGGGACAACAGUGUUGCUAUGACAGCACCGGUGCUCAGGUGCUGACAUCAGACUCGAUUGGGGGAAGUACUCCAGACCGAGCACACGACUGGGGCUCAUCUCCUUUCAAGAAACCACCUCGAAUUCCUGGAGAGUCCCACUGGGUCUAUGAUGUCCUUAGUUUCUACUACUGCUGCCUGUGGUCUGACAACUGCCACUACUACUUCAAACACCGGCCCUCCAGUGACUGCAGGCGAUACCAGCCACCCAGCUCAGCUCUGGUGUUCGGAGAUCCCCACUUCAUAACAUUUGAUGGUGUCGGCUACUCAUUCAAUGGCAAAGGGGAAUACACUUUGGUGAGAUCGGCAAAGAAAGGGCUGACGAUCCAAGGCAGAACAGAACCUUUGAAUGGAACCCAGAUAAAAGCAACACAGUUGACGUCUGUAGCUCUGCAAGAAACACCCUCUGAUGUUAUUGAGGUGCGGCUGGUCAGAGGUCAUAACGGCCUUGAAGUGCUGCAGAAUCAAAAACCCCUCUCCUUUUCGGAGCAGAGCUGGAUGGACCUGCACGGCGUGUUUGUGUUUUCUCCUACAUCUACAAAUGUGACCGUGAUGUUCAACAGUGGCGCCGGGGUGGAAGUGCGCCUGAGAGAGGGAACAAUGACAACCACCGUGCUCCUGCCAGAGGAGUUCAAAGACGCCACUCUGGGACUGUUGGGGAGGAUGAACGGUGACGCCAAAGACGACCUCACUCUCAGCAACGGAGAACUUGUGCGGAACCUGACGAAUCCAGAGGAGGUGUUCAACUUUGGAGCAAGCUGGGCCAUCUCCAACACGUCUGCCUUGUUCACAUAUGAUUCAGAAUAUCUUUUGGACACAUUUCUUUAUGCUCCCAGACAUGACCAAAACUUUCUCCCAGUGUUUUCGGUCACGGAGAAUGCAGACGAUCCAUUAGCCAACCAGGUGUCUGAGAUAUGCUCUGGAGAGGGCUCUCAGUUCUGUAGGUAUGAUAUCCUGGUAGGUCGUAGUCCAAGCAUGGGAAAAGCUACAAAAAUGUCUUUCCAGAGUCACAUUUCUCUCGUGGAGGAUCUAAAGCCAGUCAUAUCAUGUGGAUGGCUUUCACCACCAAGUAAUGGGACGAAGGACGGGACCACAUACUUACAAGGAUUUAAGGUGCAGCUUUCCUGCGAUGACGGCUACACUCUCAAAGGAUCAGCAGUGCGCGUGUGCCAGGAGAACGGCCAGUGGUCUGGAGAAGACACAAACUGCGUGGUUCCCAGUAAUCUCGCAGGAAUUGUGGUCGGUUCAGUCGUUGGAGCUUUAGCCCUGAUUGUAAUUAUAACAACAAUCGUACUCCGCUCCAGGAAACAGAGAAGAAAAGCUGCACGGUCAGAAGAAGAUGUGACAAUUGAAGCCUUAUAACCACGACUCUUCUACUAAAUGAGUGUAUUCAUAAAUACACGCUUUGUGUUAUGACACACAACACAAAAGUCUUAUUUCAGUUGUAAACCUUGUAAACCACAGCCCAGACUAAAAUAUACCAUAAGGUUGAGCAAAGGUCACUGCACAGUUAAAGAGUAAGUUGCAGUUACUAUGGGUUGAUAUUUGAACCUGCGUUGCACUUUUGACCACACCCACCAUAACCACAAAGCAUUCUGGGCUGUAAAACUACAGCCUUUGGUUGAUUGUAUUGGGAAAACACUUUGUGAAUGAAAUUUGUGGGUUCAUGCUCUUCACAGUCAGUCACUAAGUUGGAUGAUAUAAAAUUGAUAAAACUCUCAUCUUUAAACACUCCAUUAUGUUUAAGACGUGCAGCGUUGACAGUGUUUGGGCAACUGAAGAAAAUCUUUGGUCAGCACUUCAGAUCACAUUUGUAUUUACAGACAAACUCCUCACUGUCCUCUUAUUGUUUGUUUACUUCCAUCUAAUGCUGAUGAAUAUUGUCACACCGUUUAUUUUUAUCA